AUGACUACCCGAUACGCAUCCGCUCAUCAGUCGCAAAAUGGUCCAGGUGAUCAACGUCCCACCGCCGAUCAGAUCGUCAAGGAUGAACAGCUCCAAGGCAAAUGGUCCGAUAAGACAGUCCUUAUCACCGGCUGUUCUUCUGGCCUUGGUAUCGAGACCGCCAAAUCAUUGUUUGAGACUGGUGCCACCCUCUACCUCACUGCCCGCGACCUCAACAAGGCAAAGACCGCACUCGGUAGCCUGGCGGAAAGCGAGCGUGUCCACCUCUUAGAGCUCGACCUCAACUCUUUGGCUAGCGUACGCAAGUGUGCCGACACAUUCCUAGCCCAGCAUGAUCGUCUCAACAUCCUCAUUGCCAACGCAGGUAUAAUGGCAUGUCCGGAAGGACGCACAGCAGAUGGCUUCGAAACGCAAUUCGGCACAAACCACCUCGCUCACUUCCUGUUGAUCCAACUUCUUCUUCCCACUCUGGUCAAGUCGAGCACUCCAGACUUCAAAUCGCGGGUUGUUGUGCUUGCGUCCACCGGCCAUCGCAUGGGCGGCAUCCACCUGGAUAACCUUAACCUCGUGGGAGAGUACCACCCUUGGACGGCCUAUGGACAGAGCAAGACAUCCAACAUUUAUUGCGCAACCGAACUUAACCGUCGGUACGGAAGCCAAGGUGUAAACGCAUGGUCGGUUCAUCCCGGACUAAUCUUCACUGGUCUCAUGACACAUAUCGACAAGGACAUGAUGGAGGCGUGGGACAAAGACCCCAACAUCGGCAAGGCGCUCAAGAGCCCGCAGCAAGGUGCUGCGACUACCGUCUGGGCAGCUACUGCGAAGGCUUUGGAGGGUCAAGGUGGAAAAUACCUUGAGGAAUGCCAGAUUUCGAGCGUAGUCAACAACGAUCCCGCGUCGAAUGAGCCCGGCUACACUCCCCAUGCGUAUGAUGAGGAGAAGGAGAAGGCUUUGUGGGAGAAGUCUCUGGAACUGGUGAAGCCUUUCAUGGCUUAG
Messenger RNA from Alternaria atra, 996 nucleotides. RefSeq lists its product as uncharacterized. The coding region runs from base 1 to 996 and encodes 331 amino acids. The transcript has a single exon. The record is from RefSeq and is a predicted model, not a curated record. Lineage: Eukaryota; Fungi; Ascomycota; Dothideomycetes; Pleosporales; Pleosporaceae.